Messenger RNA from Etheostoma spectabile (orangethroat darter), 733 nucleotides. RefSeq names its product microfibril-associated glycoprotein 4. The record is from RefSeq and is a predicted model, not a curated record. Lineage: Eukaryota; Metazoa; Chordata; Actinopteri; Perciformes; Percidae. Gene Ontology annotation, cellular component: fibrinogen complex. Gene Ontology annotation, molecular function: extracellular matrix structural constituent; protein-macromolecule adaptor activity. Gene Ontology annotation, biological process: blood coagulation, common pathway; fibrinolysis; positive regulation of heterotypic cell-cell adhesion.
UGAUUGGUCGGAUAGGUGUGACAUCACAGUGCUCUCUGCAUAUAUAAUGAGUGAGUUUGGGACGGAGUGACAGACUAAAGGAGAAGCUCUUCACCUCUUCAGUUCAACCUGCAGGUGAGUCCAGACAGACCUCAGAGCUCCUCAGAGAUCCAGACCUCAGAGCUCCUCAGAGAUCCAGACCUCAGAGCUCCUCAGAGAUCCAGACCUCAGAGCUCCUCAGAGAUCCAGACCUCAGAGCUUCUAAAGCUUCACUCCAGCACAACUCCCACAAUGAAGCUGCUUCUAGCUCUGGUCCUGGUCCUGGCUCCGAUGCUGACCAGCUGCUACCCCCCCGACCUGCCCAAGGACUGCAGCGACAUUUAUAAAGAUAAGAGCAGCCGAACCAGUGGAGUGUACACCAUCUACCCCAUCAGCUCCACAUCUCCUGUCCAGGUGUACUGCGACAUGGACUCUGUCGGAGGACGGUGGACGGUGUUCCAGACCAGGAUGGAUGGAUCAGUGAACUUCUACCGGGGAUGGGACCAGUACAAGACCGGCUUUGGGAACGCUUCUGGGGAGUACUGGCUCGGUCUUGAGAACCUCUACCAGCUGACUCUGAACCGCCCGUCCGAGCUGCUGGUCCAGAUGGAGGACUUCCUGGGAAACAGAGUGUUUGCUCGGUACACGUCCUUCUCCGUGGGGCCGUGUGAGGGGUUCAUACUGACGGUGUCCGGCUUCAUCAACGGAGGAGCAG